AUGAGACUUUUAGUUGCAGUAGAUGAUAAAUCUAGCUUUAAAGAAAUUGUAUGUGAACAUGGAACAGAUACUUCAAAGCAAACUGGAAUUCAACCAAUCUCCAUAACUUCGUAUAAGUAUGGUGGGGAAAAAUCUGAUAGAAUUGCAAAAAUUAUCAGUUUUACUCAUGGUUCCCAUAAAUUAUUGGCGAUUGUGCGAAAUAAUUAUACGGUUCAAAUUUUGAAACUCACCUCGACAUCGACCGUUAAUAAUUAUACCGUAGUAAAAAGUAUCCCAUUAGAACCAGGAAAUGAUACCACUAAACUGGGAGAGGCCCCAAGUUACGAAACUAAAUUUGUGGCGUUGAAUAUUCACCAUGAUGAGUUUUUGUACGCUGCUACCCAAUCUGGAGACGCAUACUUUAUCUCCCUUGACGAUAUUGUCGAAGGAAUUCCUUCGGAGGUAGACCAAGAGGAAAUUGAAGAGCAUGAAAAGGAAUACCAAGAAAAGGCAGAAGCCAGAGACAAAAAAUUUGAAGAGUCGAUAGCAGCUCGCAAGAAAGACCCAAAGAAACUUGUCGAGCCAAAGAAGCCUAUCAAAAUCACCAGAAACAUUCCAGAAAUUUUAUUCGAUAACGAUGUGCCAGUGAUUCAGGUGAAUUUAAAACGUACCAGAGUGCAUGCUUUUGUUGACAGCACUGCUAACUUUGGGAUUUUUGCUUAUGGUGGAGAAAAUGAGGAUCUUCGUAUCAUCUCAGUCGCUACAGAGUUGUCAGACCACAAACAAAAACAAUUGAAGGGAAAAUCCAAGUCAAAAUCAUUGAAGCUCUCUCAACCUUUGGUGCUCUACGAGGCCAAGAAUGUUAAGCAUGACAGAUUGGAUCUUCGAGUGCCGGUAUGGGUUUCCAAUAUCGUAUUUUUUAACGAAGAGACCAAUAAGUUAGAUCAUACCCCAACCCCUGAUGAAUUCAAAUCUCAAACCGUAAAAUUGGAACUCUUGACUACGACAUAUUAUGGAGAAAUCAGAAAAUACGAUACUUCACACGGUCGUAAACCGGUGUCGAAUCAAAUAGCAUUUCCCGCCCCGCACAACACUCCAAACAAAAAACCAAAAAUUUUGACCAUGGGGAUCGGGAAAACUGGAGUACAAGACGAUGCCAUUGUUAUUAGCGAUGAUCAUAAUUCAGUGAUCAAAUACAAUAUUGUUAAAAACAGAUCGUUGGGUAAACUUGUCGGAGCCCAGGGGGCAACUCAAUCCAUUUAUUGUACCAUGGAUGUUGUGGUCACUGGCGGGCUAGACAAAUAUGUCAGAGUUUUUGAAAGAGAAGAUAGGGAACAGAUUGCUAAAGUAUUUGUCAAGUCUAGAAUCAGCUGUGUUUAUCUUGUGGAGGAAGAUCAUGAAGAAAACGAUAAAAAGAGAAGUCUCGAAGAAGAUGAUGAACAAGACCAUUCUAAUGAAGAAGAGGAUGAUGGUGCAGAUGACCUUUGGGAUCAACUAGAAGAGGAAGAUGAAAGCCAACUCAAAGUCAAACCAAAGAAGAAGAAGGCUAGAAAAUAG
Saccharomycopsis crataegensis is the source of this 1536-nucleotide messenger RNA. RefSeq names its product ribosome biosynthesis protein NSA1 (gene NSA1). Gene Ontology annotation, cellular component: nucleolus; preribosome, large subunit precursor. Gene Ontology annotation, molecular function: protein binding. The record is from RefSeq and is a predicted model, not a curated record. The transcript is spliced from 2 exons. Bases 1 to 1536 code for a protein of 511 amino acids. Lineage: Eukaryota; Fungi; Ascomycota; Saccharomycetes; Ascoideales; Saccharomycopsidaceae. Gene Ontology annotation, biological process: ribosomal large subunit biogenesis.